AUGAUCCGCGGCCGGGCCCAAAGGAGUCAAGUGGGACCCGUGGGAUUCACUCGGGCAUCUUUCACCGUUCUUGACCUUCAAUCGUAUCUCAGUGUGCAAUUGAUUGGAUUCGAAUUUAUAAAGACACGACCAAAGUCUACGAAAAUGGCGACUUUCUUCCAAAGCGUUCGCCAAGGGUUCGGCAGGGGAGGAAACAACAAAAACCAACCCCCCAAGAAUCCCGCGCAAGCACCGCAAGACCCUCGUUCCGGCACUAUGUCCAACUCGCCUUCGUUGUCCAACAGCUUAACUAUUGAUAACCUCGCCGCGAAUGAUCCCGAUGCCCCUAAGUACUUCUUCCAGGAGAAGUACGCUCCGCUCAACGUCAGGGGUAACUUCUUGACACUAUGUGCUUGCCCUAAGAAUGUCGAGCUGGGCGAAUGGCUAGCUCACCAGAUUGUUGAACAAUAUCGCCUACUCCACGGUAUGCUCCAGGUUAUUCAGGAGGUGAACAGUGUGAACGGAAUGCCCAUUUGCAAUGAGGGUACCUGCCCGACAAUGUCUGCUGGACGACUGACCUACACCUGGCUCGUGGAUGGCCGUGCCGCUAAGAUCUCGGCCCCGAAGUUCAUCAACCGCGUUGAGAAGUGGAUUGUCAGCAAGAUCCACGACCCGGUCAUGUUCCCCACCGAGAAAGUGAACGGUACCCCCGAAACCUCCUCCAUCAGGGAUGCAGCGACCGCCUCAGCCACCCCCACCGCAGAAGGUGCCAACCCCGGGACAAAUGGCAACGGCCCUGAAGAAUGGAUUGGCAAGUCAAGCGGUUUCCCCCAGACCUUUUACAAGGACUGCCAGGGCAUCAUGAAGCAGAUGUUCCGCUGCUACGCGCAUCUGUACCAUGCGCACUGGUUGAACCCGUUCUGGCACAUCAACAAGCAUGACAUCUUGAACAUGUGCUUUGUGCACUUUGUGACCGUGGCCAAGUACUACCAGCUGGUGUCGGACAAGGAGAUGGAGCCUAUGCAGCCCUUGAUCGACCUUUUCAUUAAGCAGCAGCGGGUGCCUCCGGAGGCACUCAAUGGCGGCCACUGGGCUCAGGCCUCGACCUAG
This is a messenger RNA of Penicillium pulvis, 1089 nucleotides long. Its product is annotated as Mob1/phocein family protein. The transcript is spliced from 4 exons. Bases 1 to 1089 code for a protein of 362 amino acids. The record is from RefSeq and is a predicted model, not a curated record. Gene Ontology annotation, cellular component: cytoplasm; nucleus. Lineage: Eukaryota; Fungi; Ascomycota; Eurotiomycetes; Eurotiales; Aspergillaceae. Gene Ontology annotation, biological process: positive regulation of protein phosphorylation; signal transduction; cell division. Gene Ontology annotation, molecular function: protein kinase activator activity.